Trachymyrmex septentrionalis is the source of this 414-nucleotide messenger RNA. Its product is annotated as 52 kDa repressor of the inhibitor of the protein kinase-like. Lineage: Eukaryota; Metazoa; Arthropoda; Insecta; Hymenoptera; Formicidae. The coding region runs from base 1 to 414 and encodes 137 amino acids. The record is from RefSeq and is a predicted model, not a curated record. The transcript is spliced from 4 exons.
AUGAUUAAUGGAAAAAACGUAUGGUGUGCAAUACCAGCGUGCACAAAAAAAUUUAAUUUAGAAGAGCGUUAUUUUUUCCGAUUUUCAAAGCAACAUGAAAGAUGGUUGCAAUGGGUACGAGCAUGUGGAAGGCUGGAUUUAGAACCAAAAGGUCCAGAAUAUGCGUACCAGAAUUGCCGGUUGUGCCAUUUAUAUUUCGAAGGAAAAUGGUACAAAAUAAAUAAAAUGAGAGCACAACACCUUUCUGAUCCCACCAAAUACAGAACACCCGAUAUUUUUAGCAAUAUGAAAUCUACAGAAACACAACAAAAGCAUCUGGAGAAACACAUGAAAAUCGAAAUCGAAGUAGAAACAAAUGAAAACAUAGAUGGAGAACCUGCGAGUAAAACACAGGAAAAGUACAGUAAUAAAUAA